AUGACCAAGAUGCCCAAUGUCAAGCGUCUCUUAGGGGACAAUGGAGUCACUUUCGACAAACACUAUUGCACAAGUGCUUUCUGUUGCCCAUCGAGAGUUAGCCUAUUUACUGGGAAGUGUGUCCACAACACUAAUGUGACCGACGUUGUAGUCCCAUGGGGAGGGGGUUACCCUAAAUUUAUAACUCAGGGCUUGAACGAUGACUAUCUGCCUCUUUGGCUUCAGGAAGGUGGUGUUAACACAUACUAUGUGGGAAAGUUUGCGAAUGGCCAUAGCGUGACGAACUAUCUUGAUCCCCCUGCCGCAGGAUGGACUGGCAGCAACUUCUUACUUGAGCCUGGUGUCUACGACUAUCUCAACACAACCUGGACAAAGAACAACGGACCUUUCGAAUUCUACUUGGAGAGGCAUGCUAUCAACAUCACAACCAAGCAUGCACUAGAAAUGAUCGACACGGCUGUGAGCGAUGCCAAGCCUUUCUUUCUUACUGUGGCGCCAGCAGUGCCCCACGUUGGAAUCAAUGCAAGUGGCAACGGAGAGACAUUCUUUCCGAUCCCCCAGCCAAGAUGGGCAGACGCUUUUCCUGACGCCAAAGUCCCACGAACUCCUAAUUGGAAUCCGAAAGAGCCCAGCGGAGCAUCAUUUCUACUAGAUCUCCCAUAUCAGAACCAGUCCCUGGUUGACCAGCUGGAUGAGCUCUAUCGAUCCCGACUCCGGGCCGUGGCUGGCCUGGAUGUGAUGGUCAGUCAGAUUGUGGGUGCGCUAGCCAGCCAUGGCAUCUUAGACAACACCCACAUCAUCUACACUGCUGACAAUGGCUAUCACAUUGGGCAGCAUCGCCUGGGCUGUGGUAAGAAGGAGGGAUACGAAGCUGACAUCAAUAUCCCUUUUGUUUGGCGCGGGCCUGGUGUUCCUAAAGGGCAGGUCAGCUCUGCCGUCUCAACUCACACGGACCUUGCGCCUACGUUCCUCAAGCUUUUUGGACUGCCCAUGAGGACAAAGCUUGACGGGAAGACUAUUCCUGUCGUCACCGGUGAGACAGACGUGAAAGCUGCUGAGCAUAUCAACGUCGAACUUUGGGGAUCAGCGGACGUCUAUGAGACCAUGCCUUUCAAAAAUAACGUUCCUCUCCCAGUGGCUGUCUCUAACAAUACAUACAAAGGAUUACGGAUUGUAUCAGAUGAUUAUAGUCUGUACUAUUCUGUGUGGUGUACGAACGAGCAUGAGCUAUACGACAUGGUGAAAGAUGAAUACCAAAUGGACAACUUGCUACGGGAUACGACCGACAUCACCCGCAUUAGCGCCAGAUCGACAUACCUUGGCCGGCAUCUUAGUGACACUGUGGCACGGUUGGAUGCUCUUCUGAUGGUCUUGAAAACAUGCGUGGGCGUGGAGUGUACAAAGCCAUGGCUCCAGCUCCAUCCGCAGGGUGACGUGAACACACUACGGGAUGCUUUGAAUGAGGAUUACGAUGAUUUCUAUAGGUCUCAACAGAAAGUUUCUUUCACUGCUUGUAAGCAAGGGUAUAUUGUUGAGUACGAAGGACCGGCUUCAGUAAUGCAGUAUAGUGGGUCGGCAUCGUUCAGAUAUCAGCAGGCGUUAACGGGGAACUAG
Molecule: messenger RNA, 1614 nt
Organism: Penicillium chermesinum
Lineage: Eukaryota; Fungi; Ascomycota; Eurotiomycetes; Eurotiales; Aspergillaceae
Product: sulfatase family protein
Exons: 5
Coding region: 1-1614 (537 amino acids)
Biological process (GO): phenol-containing compound metabolic process
Molecular function (GO): arylsulfatase activity; N-acetylglucosamine-6-sulfatase activity; glycosaminoglycan binding
Source: RefSeq, a predicted model, not a curated record